Syngnathus typhle (broad-nosed pipefish) is the source of this 2285-nucleotide messenger RNA. RefSeq names its product paired box 8 (gene pax8). The transcript has 12 exons. Gene Ontology annotation, molecular function: DNA-binding transcription factor activity, RNA polymerase II-specific; RNA polymerase II cis-regulatory region sequence-specific DNA binding. Gene Ontology annotation, biological process: regulation of transcription by RNA polymerase II; anatomical structure development. Lineage: Eukaryota; Metazoa; Chordata; Actinopteri; Syngnathiformes; Syngnathidae. The coding region runs from base 268 to 1668 and encodes 466 amino acids. The record is from RefSeq and is a predicted model, not a curated record.
CACACACGCAAAGGCGCACACACGCACACGCCACGAGGAGUGUGAACGCAACAUUUUUGGAUAUUAGCACGCAAGGAAUCGCCGUUUUUCACUCGUGGGCGUGAAAAGAAUCGGACGGGCCGUCCUCAUGCCCGUCGAGGCAGGCCGGCCGUGCAGGCAGUAGAAGAAGAGAAGAAAAAGAAGAGGUGGAAAAAGAGUGACAGGGUGGAGGACGAAAGUGUGCUGACGUUUGGCUGGUGGGCGUGCAGGGAGCAACGUCUCAGGGAUAUGUCCACUGGCAGCGCAAGAGGUCAUGGGGGUCUUAACCAAUUAGGCGGAAUGUUUGUUAAUGGCCGUCCACUUCCGGAGGUGAUCCGGCAACGCAUCGUGGACAUGGCCCACCAGGGGGUCCGGCCCUGCGACAUCUCCCGGCAGCUCCGAGUCAGCCACGGCUGCGUCAGCAAAAUUCUGGGACGGUAUUACGAGACGGGAAGCAUCAAACCCGGAGUGAUCGGCGGCUCCAAGCCAAAAGUGGCCACGCCGAAGGUGGUGGACAAGAUUGCGGAGUACAAGCGGCAGAACCCCACCAUGUUCGCCUGGGAGAUCAGGGACAGGUUGCUCGCCGAAGCCGUGUGCGACGGCGACACCGUGCCCAGCGUCAGCUCCAUCAACAGGAUCAUUCGAACCAAAGUCCAGCAGCCGUUCAAUCUCCCCUUGGAUGGAAAAGGCCUGAGCCCAGGACAAACCUUGAUUCCCAGUUCAGCCGUCACCCCGCCCGAGUCUCCGCACUCUGACUCUUUGGGCUCCACCUACUCCAUUAGCGGCCUCCUGGGCAUCCCCCAACCCAGCAACGAGGGCAAGAGGAGCCACGAUGACAGUGACCAGGACAGCUGUCGGCACAGUGUGGACUCUCAAGGAAGUGGCGGCGGAGGCAUUCCCAGAAAAAGCAUGCGGGUGGAACACUUCUCGCAGCACGUGGACUGCGGCUUCGAGCGUCCCCACUACCCUCCGGACUCUUUCCCCAGCUCCGCCUCCGGUAGCAAGACGGAGCAGCUAAUCCUUGGCCGUCAGACUUUGUACCCGCUGUCGCUCAUCAGCGGCAGCCUGGACGAGGCUAAAGGCGGUUUGUCGUCAUCGAGCUCCGCCAUUGGACGCAACCUGGCGGCGCAUCAGAGCUACGCCAUGGUGCCUGAGCAACUCCAGUCCUUGCCGCUCUGCCUGAAGCAGGAAUUGUCCCCGGAGGUCACCAGCACUAGCCCCGCCUCGCCAAACAUGGCGGCGUCCAACCUGGCAUUUGUGGAGCUGCAGAAACCCAUUUCUAUGAAUAGCUGCAGUGGCGGCGCUAGCAACCAUUUUCCCAACUCCUUCAACUCAUUCUCCCAUCAUGCACCUGUGUAUGGCCAGUUUGGCAGCCAAUCAGUCAUCUCAGGGCGAGACAUGGUGAGCUCCACGCUGCCGGGUUACCCGCCUCACAUCCCGUCACCGGCCCAGUCGGGAUACUCCUCUUCGGCCAUCGCCGGCGUUGUCGCGGGUGCCGACUACCCCGCUCAGUCGUACAGCCACUCGCCCUACGCCUCCUACAGCGAAGCCUGGAGGUUCACCAACUCCAGCAUACUCGGUUCACCUUACUAUUACAGCACAGCCUCCCGAAGCACCGCCCCCUCGGCGGCCGCCUACGACCACCUCUAGUCACCCGCCGGACGGACUUUCACAAACCUGAUUACAACCUGGAUUGACUUUCUGAUGACUCUGCAGAUGAACCAGCAAUUUUUAUUUUUGGGACGAGUCAAUUAUUUAUUUGCCAUUCCCCAUCCAAGCGACCCAGGGUAACUCGGACUGGAGUACGUUUACGCAUCUGCAGCCUUACGUGUCACACGGUGCAUCUUUUUCAGUGCUUGUCACAGUUUUUGGCCAAAGACUUGUUUUUUUCGCACUACCCGACAAAGGAUAUGCAAGAUCUUUAUAAUGAACUAUGCUUGAUUUUUUUGUUGUUGUUAUUGUUGGUUUACAAUGGCUUCUUUUUACAUUGGAGAAUCUAUUCGUUGUUAAUUUGACUGCUUGUGAAUGAGUUGGGGAAAAAAUGAUUUGUCUACAUGAUGUAUAUAAUGUAAAGUGGCCAUGCUGGUGGACAUUGAUUUGAUGACAAAAAGCAAAAACAGGCUUCCAUACACAUUUAGUUUGUUCCCAUGUUGGUAAGAAUUGUGACUAUUUUUUAUUCAUAUAUACAGUUAUUAAUAUUAUUGCAGAUGGACUGUAAAUAGGGAAUUUCUAAAGAAUUAUUUUUAAUUAAAGCAUGGCAAAGGUGA